Messenger RNA from Rubroshorea leprosula, 1372 nucleotides. The record is from the annotation of a GenBank genome assembly. NCBI's taxonomy places the organism in Eukaryota, Viridiplantae, Streptophyta, Magnoliopsida, Malvales, Dipterocarpaceae.
AUAUACAAAAAAGGAGGGGGAAAGAGGAGGAGGAAGAGGAGAGGUGCAUUUAUAUGAAGGAGAGGGAGAGUCACAAGGAUUGCCUAAACUAAAACGUGCAUGGUUUGCGCCUGUGUACCUUUGUCAUCAAUUCUCUUUUCUUUCUUGAAGCUCCUAGCUAGUUCCUCCUCAGGGCUUAGCAAUUUCCCUCAAGGCGAAAACCUAGCUAGUUUUGACAUUUUUUAUUGGUUUCCCUUGUCGGUCAUGUGUUGGUUUGAGAGGUUGAAGCUGCCAGCAUGAUCUGAUACAUACGGUUGCAUCAGGUCAUCUGGCAGUUUCAAUCACUCACUCCCCAACAAAUUAAAUAAAGAACUCAGAGAUGGUAUAUUCCUCAAGUUUGCUCUCUGAAAACUGGAAAUUCCAGGUAAAUCUUUCACUUUGCUCAAAUUUCGUAUCUGUUCUUAAUGAAUUUUUACUUGCUCCCUGCUAGACUGAAUCAAAUUUAAUUAUUCUAGGGAGAACUGGAGAAAACAGUUUUCCUACCAUUCUUUCUCUCUUUUUUUUGCUCUUUCUGUGCCUGUUUGUGUCUUCAUGUUUUUUUGACUUCAGUGGUAGCUAGCAUUAAGGCCAGAAUCAACAUAGAACAAAUCCCAAAACCAAAAAACAGACGCAAAGGUUAGAAAAAUAAUACUGGUAUCUCAUUAUAUAUUUUGAAUAUUUAUCUAGUAUCUUCUGUGUGUAAAAAACUGCCUUUUUUGAGAUUGAAUUUGACUAGGAGACAGAAGAAGAGUGAGUUUUUCUGUAUCUUUACUUGAUUAGCCAAAUAGUAUUAGGGGACCAGUUUUGGUGUUGAUGAAUUAUGACCCACCAAUAUUAUUCAUUUCAUUGUGGUGAUACCAUUCAUUAGUGAAUUCACUUGUAAUCUUCUUAAAUCAUAUAUACUGCAUUUCCAAUUAAAACUAAGAUAGUAUACUGAGUUUAUAUACCAAAAAUGAUUCACCGACAACGUUUGUUAACAAUAAAUCCUCACAACAUGACAUGAUAAUUGUUUUUACAUGUUCUUUUCAUUCAACAUGACGUGCGAAUCGAUAUACAUCUACAUAUUUGAUACUCAAGUGGCUGUUGUGACUAAUUGUUCUGGUCUUUUCCUUUUAUGUUUCUUUCUCUCUCUUUAAUGACAAACGGUUGAGAGAAUUUGAUGGGAUAUUAUGUGUGUUGAACUCCUUUCAGAAACAUGAACUAACUGAUGAUUUAAUUCCUGUCUUUGGCAUCAAGUGCUUUUUCAUUUUGCAACAUUAUUCACAGAGAAAACAAGUUUUUAGGUGUGAAUUAUUGCGUAUUUUUCACAUUCUUUUCACAAUUUAGCUAUACAAAAGAAAUUCAUCUAAGAAUA